AUGCCCCAAGGGAAGAUCCAGAGGGCAUGUCAGCGCUGCCGCAAGAAACGAGCCGAGUGCGACGGACAGUCCCCUUGCUUGCGAUGCGACGACGCGGACGAACCGUGCGAAUACAUCCGCGGCCGAUGGGAAUCCAAGAAUGAAUUGCGCGGCAAGAUCGGGAGAUUGAAGAAGAGCAACGAUGGCCGUGGUGACCUCCUCGAGUCCAUCGCCUCGCUCCACGGUAUUAAUAAUAGGCUACAGCCCGCACUUCAUGGCUCAGUGGAUUCCAACGGCGCACAAGACGACUACUCACCGCGUGGCGAAGAUGAUCUAUCGAGUCGAUUAGGCUCUUCAUCCAAAGGCGUUUCACCCCGCGAAUUGGCUAAUCAAUCAACCAUCCUAUCUCUGCCGCCACUUCCACUUGACCUCUAUGCCUCUGACUCGCAGACGGAUACGUGGACAAGGACGGGGUGGACAAGGGCUCACAUUCGACAUCUGUUCGACUCGGUUUUAACCUGGGACUACCUGCCAUUCAGUCUCCUCUGCAAAGACCAGUUUCUGCAAGACUAUCAAAACGGCUCAUCUCAGUUCUGUUCGUCAGCCUUGGUCCACGCCAUCCUCUCAUUGGCCAGUCGACUUAUCAACGAAAAUGACGACGACUUCAGCCUUCUCCCGUCCGGAUGUUUUGGAAGCAAACUAUUCCUCAACGAAACCGAGACAUUACUGCAGGCAAAUGAGCCACUGGACAGCCUGCCCGACAUCCAGGCACUCGGAAUGUUGGCAUUCUAUCAAACCCGUUGCGGACAAGAGGCCAAAGCUCACGAACUUGCCGAGGCCUGCAUAGAUCGCAUCUCGAAGAUUCGCCAGCAGUCGUCUUCGGCGGGCAAGGAUGAGCCACAAUACUCCAGGGCAUGUGCUGUUACCUACUGCGGUGCCGUGUCCUUAGUUCGCAUACUGCAGUUAACAACAGGGCUAGCCUUCAACGCGCCGACCUAUGCACUUCAGGAUGCUGCCUUGAUCCUCGACAAUCCGGUUCUAAGCAGCACAGGCCACGGCCAAGCAGACGCCAGUACCGAAUCAAGUCUCGCAAUCAUCACGGCAAAGGUAUUUCAGCUCGCCGAGGUUACCUACAACCUUGUUGCUUCAGCUCGGUUGGUGCCCGAAACUGCCAUGGAUGACGUUGUAGCGGUCUACGCUAAGUGUCUCGAUUGGUAUGAGGGAUUCUUUGCUCUGGUCAGCCGCGAAGGCAGCAGAACGCCGUUCAAAUUAUUCGUGCAUAUGUUCUAUCACUUCUGUGUUCUCUGUGCCUUCCGGCCCUUCGUCAGCCUCGCUUGGAACCACUCCGACAUUCAGCCUCACAAAAUAUGUGCCCAGGCGGCACAAUCCAUUCUGGCGCUCGCUCAAUCCUACGACGACCUUUUCACUCUGCGGCGCGUGUCUGCACUGAUUCCAUACCUCGUCUGCGCAUCGGGGAUGUAUGGGCUGGGCAUGUCGGACAGCGGUUCUCCCAUGGACCUCGUCUACUUGCGGCUGGGAGAUUACACCUUGCCGCCGAUCGAGCCCGAGUUCGAUAUGUCCGAGUUCGGCAUCAAACGGACCGGUGCUCCUGGUCCUCCUCCGUCACGCAUCAAAAUGUCCGUAGUAGCUCAUGCGCGCCUCCUGCUUGCAAAAAUCGGCUCAAUCCAUCCGGCGGCCAUGGUUGCCGAGAGGAUGUUAGCUGCAGACGCAAGACCAGCUGUCUGA
Ilyonectria robusta is the source of this 1725-nucleotide messenger RNA. RefSeq lists its product as uncharacterized. NCBI's taxonomy places the organism in Eukaryota, Fungi, Ascomycota, Sordariomycetes, Hypocreales, Nectriaceae. The transcript has 6 exons. Gene Ontology annotation, molecular function: DNA-binding transcription factor activity, RNA polymerase II-specific; zinc ion binding; DNA binding. Gene Ontology annotation, biological process: regulation of DNA-templated transcription; DNA-templated transcription. Bases 1 to 1725 code for a protein of 574 amino acids. The record is from RefSeq and is a predicted model, not a curated record.